Molecule: messenger RNA, 566 nt
Organism: Zea mays
Lineage: Eukaryota; Viridiplantae; Streptophyta; Magnoliopsida; Poales; Poaceae
Exons: 2
Coding region: 23-325 (100 amino acids)
Source: RefSeq, marked validated
AAACAUCUAAGAGCAACCGAGAAUGAAACCGAGAGCACCGUCGUCGAAGAAAGCAGAGAGUGGAGGAAGGAAGAGAGUCCAUCGCGAGAGGGAACUCUGGUUCAUCGUCGUCGCGUCCGCGGGGUUGGUCCGGGGAGCUUCACCGAAGUGUCUGCGACUCAGGCGUGGCGGUGUUAGGCUCGGGGAGUCCUUGGAGCGUGACAAAUUGCUCACUGGAACCACGAAGCCGUCGCACGACGUGGAGAGCUCCAUUGCCGCCAUAAUUACUAGACAUUACCAGGUACCACCGGAGAAAGAUUGCUAUGAUGAGUUUGGAGAGGUCUAGGUCGUCGUCUCCCAGUCAACUAUGAUGGUGGAGGAUCUUGUCACCAAAUGGUUUAUUUUAUUUAGUUAUUUAGUACAAAGAAUUUUACAUAUGUAAUAAAGGUUAUGACAUUGAUUUAUGUACAUUGAGUCAUCAUAUGUGUGAGACUUGAUCCUAGCACACAUGUAAGUUGCACUUGGAUUUAUCCUUAAAUUCGGGUGUGACAUAUAUAUUAAGGAAACAUGUGUGGGAUAAGGAAUAA